UAUUCUCUUGCAGGGGGUCUCAUGUAUAUAAGCACUGGUGGAGGACUAAACUGGUUUAUGGACAGCCAUGGAGAAACUGAAGAUUCUGUUUGCUGUCGUCUUGUCUCUUGGGACGGCCUCAGCAGCUUCUCUGGGCGUUGUACAAACCGAAGGUGGCAGCGUUCAGGGACAAAAUAUCCCCCUCUGUCUUUCCCGCUCCGUAGAUGUUUUCAAAGGAAUUCCCUUUGCUGCCAAGCCUGGAAAAUUUGAGAAACCUAAACCUCAUCCUGGCUGGGAUGGCGUACUGAAGGCAACAAAGUUUGCUAAGAGAUGUCUUCAGAUGAACAUGCGCCAGACAUCAAGUUUUGGUAGUGAAGACUGCCUCCACCUUAACAUCUGGGUUCCUCAUGGCCAACAUGUGUCAUCAGAUCUUCCCGUCAUGAUUUGGUUCUAUGGAGGAGCCUUCAUGUCCGGCGGGUCUAUGGGGCCAAAUUUUCUCAACAACUAUCUGUACAGUGGUCAGGAAAUUGCAGACAAGGGCAGUGUUAUUGUGGUGACCGUGGGAUAUCGUGUGGGAACACUGGGCUUCCUCAGUACAGGGGACUCUCGCUUACCUGGAAACUAUGGUCUGUGGGACCAGCACACCGCCAUCGCCUGGGUGCACAGGAACAUUCGCUCAUUUGGAGGAGACCCUGACAACAUCACCAUCUUUGGAGAGUCUGCAGGUGGAGCUAGUGUCAGCUUCCAGACUCUCUCGCCCCACAACAAAGGGCUGAUCAAGAGGGCCAUCACUCAGAGCGGUGUAGCCCUGUGCCCCUGGGCUCUAUACAAGAACCCACAACAGGUUGCAGAGGAGGUUGCUGUGAAGGUCGGCUGCCCCACUGAUGACAGAAUGGUGGCCUGUCUGAAAUCAACUGAUGCUGUGACUCUCACCAUGGCUGUUCCCAGCCGCCCACAAGGCUCCCCAGACCAUCCUGGUGUGGAAAACAUGCUUCUGUCUGCCGUUGUUGAUGGAGACUUUCUCCCGGAUCAGCCUGCCAACUUGUUCCACAACGCUGCUGACAUCGACUACCUUGCAGGGGUUAAUGACAUGGACGGACACGUGUUCACCUCAAUGGACAUUCCUUCACUUGGUAACAAGAAUGAAGAGACUCCUGUAGAAGAUGUAAAGAGACUCCUUGCUGCUUAUACCAAAGAGAAGGGGCAAGCUGGUUUAGAGAUCGCCUUUGCUGAAUACUCAUCUGACUGGGGAUCAGCACCCAGCCAGAACACCAUUAAGAGAACUGCUGUGGACAUUGGGACUGACUACAUGUUCCUGGUUCCUGCACAGACUACUAUUUAUCUGCAUGCUGCUAAUGCCAGGUCUGGUCGUACCUACUCCUACCUGCUGUCUGAGCCCAGUUUAUUGGCUGGACCAGGCAAACCCUACCAUGACUGGGUGGGAGCUGACCACGCUGAUGACUUGCAGUAUGUGUUUGGCAAACCCUUCACCACACCAAAGGCCUAUGGAGACAGACACAGAGACCUGUCUGGCUAUCUGAUUGCUUACUGGACUAACUUCGCCAGAACUGGAGACCCCAACACCGGGAACCUGAAGGUUCCUGUAACCUGGCCUGAAUUUACCAGCAUUCAACACCAGUUCGUGGACCUUAAUGCUAAGAUGAAUGAGAGCUCCAUUGGGCAGGAAAUAAGGCCGCAGUUUGUUCGUCUUUGGACCAGCACCCUCCCCAGCCUCCCAUCACAUGCUGUCGCAGAUGCCCAGUGAUGGAUGUUUACUUGAAAAAAACCCCACCAACUAUACAAAUAAAAAGAGUGUGUGCAAUAAACCUCAAAGGUAGGUAGACGGAUUUUAAAAGAAAUCUGUCUACCUAAAGUGGUAUGUUUAAAGUCCCGACCCACACAAUAAUGGACUUGGUCCGGUAUGCAACUUAUACAAGUGUGAUGUAGAAACUUGAAGCCACCAGUGCACAUACACUGAAAAUAACAUCUUGUGUCCAACAGGAAAUCUUUAAAUAUAAAAAGGAUUUGCAUAUUCAAA
Messenger RNA from Dicentrarchus labrax (European seabass), 2017 nucleotides. Its product is annotated as bile salt-activated lipase-like. Gene Ontology annotation, molecular function: sterol ester esterase activity; neurexin family protein binding; signaling receptor activity. The record is from RefSeq and is a predicted model, not a curated record. Gene Ontology annotation, biological process: modulation of chemical synaptic transmission; postsynaptic membrane assembly; synaptic vesicle endocytosis. Gene Ontology annotation, cellular component: synapse; cell surface; postsynaptic specialization membrane. The transcript has 11 exons. NCBI's taxonomy places the organism in Eukaryota, Metazoa, Chordata, Actinopteri, Moronidae. Bases 68 to 1744 code for a protein of 558 amino acids.